Molecule: messenger RNA, 1596 nt
Organism: Ogataea parapolymorpha DL-1
Lineage: Eukaryota; Fungi; Ascomycota; Pichiomycetes; Pichiales; Pichiaceae
Exons: 2
Coding region: 1-1596 (531 amino acids)
Source: RefSeq, a predicted model, not a curated record
AUGGACGUGCCACCUGUUCCUAGCCAUAGACCAGGCCGAGAAACUGACGUGCCUAAGGUUCCAAGCUCGCGCCCAAGAAGGUCGGAAUCCUCCGGUUUGCCCGAAUUAGAAAUUCCAGCGGUGCCUUCCACGAGGCCAAAGCCGAAGGACGAUGGAGAUACAAAAAGCAGCAAAGGUUCUCUUGAGGCUGAAAACCCGCCAGUACCAGCUGUUCCAGCGACAAGGCCUCGAAAAGCGGCCACUCUGGACCACAUUAAAACAGACUCCAUGGUGGAACCUCCUCCCAAAACGCCAACGUACCAAAAUGUCUUGGAUAUAUACGCUCAGAGUCCAGAGCUAACGAAGAAAGGAGAAAGGGAGAGCGUUCCGAAAAACGAGGAGACUGACAACGUUGGUGAACUUGACGGAGACCCGAAAGAUGCACAAUCGCACGAAGCAGCGAAUGAAACUGAAUGUCUAGAGCCUAUUUCGUCAGUUACAGCGCAGGCAAAUGAGACCACUGAAGAAACAACGGUGGACGAGAGUAGGAACCGAACCUCUGGAAUGGCAGAGGCUGUUGGAAAUAAUUCAAAUGAGACUAAGGGCGAGCUAUCGCCUGAACAAGAAUCCCCUGUCACAAAAGAAAAAAGCAACUCUACUCUUAAUGGGCCAGAACCACUCAAGAACGAGGAAUCUACACCGGAUGAGGAUCAUCAAUUACCCAAAUUAAACGUUUUAGUGUCUGAUCCUGCUUCCAACCUAAACAUCCUGGAGCCUGCCGAUGACUCGAUCCCCAAAAGGUCAUCCGAUGUGUCUUUGGGUAUUUCGCCUCGGAGUUCAACAGAAUCGAAUAAGCCUGCAGUUCCUAAGAAGCCGUCUUCUAAGAUUGCAGCCUUUCAGCAAAUGCUCGCUGAAAGACAGCAGCAAGAUAUGGGGAUGUUUAAGCCAAAACCUCCUCUUCCAACAAAGAGACCUUCACAAGCAGCUGAUGAUUCUGAGCCUUCUGACACCGGCUCCCAGCAUGCAAGAAAGCCUCUUAUGGGAUUUCCUUUGCCUGGUAUGGCAUUUCCUGGAAUUUCCGUGCCAGGAAUGCCCUUCACGAAGCCUGAAAAUGAUGAUGCUACUGAUCACGUUGCAGAUGUGAGGAAAGGGAGGGUCAAAGGGCCCAGAGGGCGCAAACUACCAUCUCGUGUGAAAGACAGCGUACAAGUCAAUGACGAGACACUUGGAAAUAAGCUCAACAUCAUUGUGACAACGUCGUGGGGUAUCGACUUGAGGAAGCUUGUAAACUCGGAUGAUGAGCUACAAAAUCAUCCUUUGCUUCCGGUUGAUGAAGAUAAAGACAGUGAUAGCUCAACAACUGAAGCUCAACAAACAGGAAACUUAGAGGAAGAGCAACACGAGAACAUUCUUCACGACGAAGAUACUGAGGAUGUGAACGAAGAUAGGCCAGAUCUUGAAGUUGACGAUGCGGGGAUCGGAACCACAAAAGAGUCAGCUUCUCCAUCUCUGGUGGAAGUGGACUUGAAGAAUGAUGUACAUGACCUCGACUUGGAGGGGCUUGCACCAACCACGUCGAAAUCUCAAGAAACUGAGUAUUCUCUCGAAAAAAAUUGA